Molecule: messenger RNA, 609 nt
Organism: Alternaria atra
Lineage: Eukaryota; Fungi; Ascomycota; Dothideomycetes; Pleosporales; Pleosporaceae
Exons: 1
Coding region: 1-609 (202 amino acids)
Source: RefSeq, a predicted model, not a curated record
AUGCGUGGUCUUGCUGGCGCGCGCAUCGCAUCGCAUCUUCCCACAUUCCGUCCAACACCACGACCAGCAGAUACCUCAAGAGCCGUAUUACUAAUAACACUCACCGUAGACCCACACCCGCUUCUUGCCCAAGUGCCCCUAACACUCUCCCCCUUUCUCUCUCUCCCCACAUCGGUCCCCCUACCAUACUCCUACGUAACCCUACCCUCCACCCUUCCUCCCUCGAUCCUCUCCCAACAACAAUCCGACAACUCCUCAAAACCCGCAUACGUCACCUCGUCAACAGGCACCACAGCGCACCCAGACCAGAUUCUCAGUUCAUGUAGAGCACUACAAGAGCACCUGUCUAAGCUGGAAGCAGACGCGAGGAAGACGUUGGCGGACUGGGAGGAGAGGAGGCGGAAAGAGGAUCUUGCAGAGAAGAGGAGGGUUGCGCCGGGUUGGUUGGAUAGCGGUGUGCAUAUACUGAAGCCAGAGGAAGGUGACGGAGGGACGAAGAAGGAGGACAAGGUGCCAGAGCAGAAUCUCAUGGACUUGGAUCCACAGGCGGAGAGCAAGGCCAAGGAAGGCGAGGAACUGGAUAGGGUGUUUGGCGGGCUUCAAGUUUAA